Messenger RNA from Ornithodoros turicata, 1822 nucleotides. RefSeq lists its product as uncharacterized. Bases 125 to 1516 code for a protein of 463 amino acids. Gene Ontology annotation, molecular function: hexosyltransferase activity. The transcript has 2 exons. The record is from RefSeq and is a predicted model, not a curated record. Gene Ontology annotation, cellular component: Golgi membrane. NCBI's taxonomy places the organism in Eukaryota, Metazoa, Arthropoda, Arachnida, Ixodida, Argasidae.
UCGUUCCCACGAAUAUCGUUCCAUUGCGCUGCAUCGGAACGCAGUGUACGACGCUGCCUCUGCUAUCCGUGGAUCACCCGUACUCCUUCGAAUAUAACUACAGCUUGACUGCUGCUUCGCUUUCAUGAAGUACCACAAGCAAAAAAGAAAUUUCCGCUCCGGCGACUCGACAACCAGGCCAAGGCAGAAGGACCGAGAUGAAUGUUCUCUGCUGUGUGACAACCUCAGCCUCUGUAAAAGCCUCCUGGCCCUCAUGCUCUUCUCCUCAGUCGUGGCCUGCCUACUCUUCUACGACGCCACCUUCACUUCCGGCUUUGUUCCCGACACAGGGCCCGUACCCAGCCAACAGCGCUUCAAACCACAGACACCGGACGCCAUCCCGAACGUUCAAGAGGUCACAUCUAAGACGACGAAAAGCAAUACGUAUCCGACUUCUGAAGCCAAAGGCCCAGUGAAAGUUGAGAUUCGGAGAUCCACGGCUUCCAGUAACGUCUUCUCGGACCUCACUUUAAUCAACGGAAGAAAUGUCAUUCCUAGAAAGAAUUCAAAUAUGACCCGUAACACCAGAUAUGUAGCGUCGAACAGGGCGGUUGGUCGGGAACAGCAGAUGAUGGUUCUGAUUCAGAAAACCAAGCUGGACUGGGUUGCAAACAAUCUUCCUUUCCCACUGGAUGUCUUCAAGAACAGGUAUACGGACGGACACCGUGUGAAGCAACUCUGUAAGCUGGGAAGAGUAGAGACGCUGUUCUUCUUCCACACGGCGCCUGACCAUAAAGAGAAACGCGACUUUUACCGCUCGACAAUCGCACAUCUGAGUUUAGCAUCAUUCUACAACUGGACGGCCGUAUUCUUCGUGGGAACGCGUCCCAACAUCAAUUUAACGGCGGAAGGCUACCGAAACGGAGACAUAGUUCAAUUGCCGUUCGUCGACGUCUACCGGAACCUCACGUACAAGUUCGUCUAUGGCAUGCGGUGGACGCUUCUCAAUUGCCCCACGGCGCAGAUAAUUGUCAAGCUCGACGACGACGUCUUUGUGAACCCUCCUGUCUUGAGCACAUACAUACGACGUUACAUGAACGUUCGGGAGAUGUCAAUUCACUGCUCAGUGUACAAGCAUAACAUCGUCAUACGAAAUCCGAACAGUAGACAUUAUUUAAGCGUGCGGGAAUACCCGAGUCUGGCGUUUCCCCCGCACUGUCACGGCUGGGCAAUCCUGUUUCCGGCCUGGGUGAUGUAUCCGUUGUAUAAAGCUGCAUUUCAUGUGCCCAUGCACGCGAUAGACGACGCAUACGUAACCGGCGACCUGGUGUUGAAAACCGGCAUUGGACACCGAGACAUUUCGGUCCUGAUGUCCAACACAGAAAAUCGGCUCUUGGAAACGGCGCAAGGACAAUUCAUUUUCUCGCUCUUUUCCGGAAAGCGGAAGCUUAGUCUGCACAAGCUGCUGUGGAAGACGUUGGUGCAAAUGAGACACGAGCCACGGAUUGAAGCAGUACUGGAUAGGACGCUAGUCUAGGGCCGGUGCACGUCAAGCGUGGUGGCGUUAAGACGCAUUAGCAGGCCGAAGGGUGCCCACUGUUACAGACGAAUGUUAUCAAUGUAUAUCACGUCGUCACGUUAUCAUGUUUGCGCUAUUUUCGUCUUUCGUAAUAAUCGCUGCAUUUUAUGUCUUCCAUUUUAGAUUUUUUUUAGCGCAAUGUGAUAGGAGAUUAUGGGAAUUUUGGUGCCCAUGUCAGCUGAUUGUUGAACCAGGCACUUUUCCCAGUUUCCGUAAUAUGUGAAGUGCUAAUAAAUGUGCGAUGCGAGUUCGCCGAUAAGUGUA